AUGAGAAUAGUACCAAAAGCAAAAGGUUUAGCGGAGUUGAAAUUUUAUUGUGAAUAUUGUAAGAAACAGUGCAAGGAUAACAAUGGAUUUAAGAUUCAUUGUAUGAACAAAUUUCACCAGCUUCAAGUGCAAAUAUUCAGUGAUUAUCGAGACGAAUUUACCGAAGCGUUUUCUAAAGAUUUAGAGGACGGUUUUUUAGAGCAUUUGAUGCGGUUCCAUGAAUUCCACCGUCGUGUUUCGGCAAAGUUAGUUUUUAAGGGUUAUAUGAAACAGAAAGAGGGUAACGUCGAUUGUUAUUUUUAUAAGACCAAUACUAAAUGGGAAAGUUUUUCUGAAUUUAUGAUGCAUUUGUUUCAAAGUCGGAAUAAAAAGUGUUUGGUGGAGAGGAUACAUGGGGAGUGGUUUGUUAGUUACAAUGUUGAAGAUUCUGAGCCUUUGUUGAAGCGGAAGCGAGUAAACUUGUCCCACUUGGAGGAUAAGAUUGCCAAUCAAUAUGAACAUGACGUUAGCGUUGGUGGUGGUGGUGGUGCUGCUGGUGGUGGUUACGCAGGGACAAAUUCUUACGACGAGGUGAACCUGAAGGAGCGUGGAAGUUAA
This is a messenger RNA of Beta vulgaris subsp. vulgaris (sugar beet), 597 nucleotides long. Its product is annotated as KIN17-like protein. The transcript has a single exon. Gene Ontology annotation, cellular component: nucleus. Lineage: Eukaryota; Viridiplantae; Streptophyta; Magnoliopsida; Caryophyllales; Amaranthaceae. The record is from RefSeq and is a predicted model, not a curated record. Gene Ontology annotation, molecular function: double-stranded DNA binding. Gene Ontology annotation, biological process: DNA replication; DNA damage response. The coding region runs from base 1 to 597 and encodes 198 amino acids.